Messenger RNA from Branchiostoma floridae (Florida lancelet), 2628 nucleotides. Its product is annotated as extensin-like. The coding region runs from base 1 to 2511 and encodes 836 amino acids. The record is from RefSeq and is a predicted model, not a curated record. Gene Ontology annotation, molecular function: DNA-binding transcription factor activity, RNA polymerase II-specific; sequence-specific DNA binding. NCBI's taxonomy places the organism in Eukaryota, Metazoa, Chordata, Leptocardii, Amphioxiformes, Branchiostomatidae. The transcript has 10 exons. Gene Ontology annotation, cellular component: nucleus. Gene Ontology annotation, biological process: cell differentiation; regulation of transcription by RNA polymerase II.
AUGGCGGCGGCAGGUCCCUCCGUGCCCGCGGGCCACAGAAGGCUGACCGGUAUGGAGACAGAGACGCUCCUCUCAAGCAAGCAGAUGUCUCUCCCGGAGGUCGGAGUCUUCCUGACGCCGCCGUCCACCCCGGCGGUGAAGCAGGAGCCGCCGGCGGGCCCGGGUGCCGACUGCUCCCGCGGGGAGGACGGGCUGGUGCCGGUGCCUGCCCACCAGCCGUGCCGCCAGGGGAAGUCACGGUCCUGCCACCACGGCUCGACGGGCCCGCCGCCGGAGACCUUGCAGUACCAGGACGGGUACGACGUCUACUACAGCCCCGAGCGCACGGAAUCCCCGCCGUCGGUCUUCACCUUCCCCUCGCCCGAGAGCCCUCGUCCGGACUACCCGGCCCCUCCCGCCACGCUACCCGAACAGUACUACAGCACCCAGGCCGCGUCCCCGACUCCCGAACAUUACUACACCGGGCAGACCCCGUCCCCGGCUCCGGUAGGGGACGGCCUGCCGCCCGAGCAGCGGCCGCUGACGCCUCGGUACGUCGACGCGACGGAAAACCCCAGCUUUGCGCCAGCCGACGCACAACAGACCAGCGACACCGACACCACGCCGAUGACCGUGUACGAAGUCUACUGCAACGGCGACUUCAGAUCCUGGGACCAGAGUGACAACAGCAAUAGUUUAGUUGGAACAGCAGGUGUGUUUGGGAGCUACCACGGCCCCUCCAUGUCGCCUGUAGAGCCGACAUCGCCGGCGCAGUCUCCGCCGUGCCCCGGCCCCCCGGCCCCGUGCUACCCCGCUGCCUACACGGCACAGGCCCCGGGAAACUCUCCCUCAGCCGUACCGUCUCCUCCGGGGAGCGCGCCCGCUCACUUCCCCCGUGACCGCGCGAGUCCUGACCCCGGCCAGACUUUUGACUUCCCCGCGCCCUACUCCGUUCCACAUGAGGCGGCCGCGGACACCCUCAGGCAUCAGCGGGAGGCGAUGGGCAUUCCUCCGCCCGCCGGACCGAAGCAGCCCGAUCUCUCCGAGCAGCAGCUCGAUCGGUUUCUCCGGCAGACGCGGCGGGAGUUUGCGGACUUGCUGGCGGAGGACCCCGGGGCCGACCGCCGGGGGAUGCCGUGCCACCCUGGCGGGAUGGAGCUGCCCGGCUCCCCGAGACAGCACCCGCCGCAGCCCGGUCUGACGGACAGGGACCUGGAGGAGGUGCAGACCCUCAUCAUGCAGGAAGUCAGCAGAGACAUCGAGGUCGCCUUCAAAGUGGUGCAGGUGCCCAGAGACCCGCGGACGUGGAGCCACACUGACGUGGCUCGGUGGCUGCGCUGGACGGCUGACCAGUACCGAUUGCCCAACGUGUACCUGGAGUGUUUCCCUAACUCCGACCCUAACCCUAACUUCAACCCUAACUCCAACUCUAACCCUCACUCCAACCCUAACUCCAACCCGCGGACGUGGAGCCACACGGACGUGGCUCGGUGGCUGCGCUGGACGGCUGACCAGUACCGACUGCCCAACGUGUACCUGGAGUGUUUCCCUAACUCCGACCCUAACCCUAACUCCAACCCUGACCCCAGCCCUAACCCUAACCCUUACCCCAACCCGCGGACGUGGAGCCACACGGACGUGGCUCGGUGGCUGCGCUGGACGGCUGACCAGUACCGCCUGCCUAACGUGUACCUUGAGUGUUCCCCUAACUCCAGCCCUAACCCUAACCCCGGCCCUAACUCCAACCCUAACCCCAGCCCUAACCCUAACUCCAACCCCAACUCCAACCCUAACUCCAGCUCUAACCCUCCCAUGUUUCUGUCCCGUAGACCCGCGGACGUGGAGCCACACGGACACCCGCGGACGUGGAGUCACACUGACGUAGCUCGGUGGCUGCGCUGGACGGCUGACCAGUACCGACUGCCUAACGUGUACCUGGAGUGUUUUCCUAACUCCAACCCUAACUCCAACCCUAAACCUAACCCUAACUCCAACCCUAACCCUCCAUGGGUCUGUCCCGAAGACCCGCGGACGUGGAGCCCCACUGGCGUGGCUCGGUGGCUGCGUUGGACGGCUGACCAGUACCGGCUGCCCAACGGGACCUGGAGUGGUUCCCGCUGGACGGAAGCGAACUUUUUGAACCCGCCAAGUCCAGGAGGCCGGAGCACUGUAUGUACCAUUAACAAGAAACCAAUGUCGUACUCUAACCACUACGUGCCGAACUGUUCACCAUACCCCGUACAAGACGCCCUGCCUCCGACGGAAAAAGCAGUCCAUCUAUGGCAGUUUUUGAGGGAACUUCUCUCCCAACCCGAGUCUUACAGCAGGUUUAUACGCUGGAUGGACAGAGGAAAAGGUAUCUUUAAGAUCGAGGACUCUGUGCAGGUAGCCCGGCUGUGGGGGAUCCGGAAGUCCCGUCCCGCCAUGAACUAUGACAAGCUGUCCCGCUCCAUCCGCCAGUACUACAAGAAGGGCAUCAUCCGCAAACCCGACCAGGCGCAGAGGCUCGUCUACCAGUUCGUCAAGAACUAGACACGUACACGAUGGACUGUAUUAAAGUCCCCCUUUCCACCAGAUAGAGUUCGUCGAGCAACCUUACAGCGAUCGUUAGAAACUCCUAAACCCGGACUCACAUGUGUGCAGAGGCUC